AUUGUAUUCGUCUGUAUCGAGUCGAGACGAGAAAUUCAAGGAAAGGGCUCUGUUGAUAGGCGUUUAGUGUAACGGGACUCCGGACAAUACCUUUUCGGCGAAAGCAACAAGUGUCUGGAUAUGAAAGCAUAUUCUGAACUAACUAUUUCUAUUUGAACCGUCCGUUGUAUUGAGAACAAAUACUUAGAUACGUUUUGCUAUAAGUUUGUCUGUUUUGUAUCGUUUCCUUAUUUUUUUUGCAGCUCAUUCAAAAUGAGUAAAAAAUAACAUCGUAUCACUUGUACUGUUGACUAACGUUCCUUGAAUGAAGACAAUGCUCCUCGACCAUUUAGAGCUUGAAUAGGUGCACUGACCAGCUCGCCAUUGUUUACCCGGUGUCGCGGAGGACCACCUCAAAACAGUGAAGUUGUCUUUUUCAAAAAAGUAUUUUCUUCUGAACCGAUCAAAAAAAAUAAAAAAUACAACAUGGCAGAACACGAGAGUCUGGAGUUUGGAAAGGCUGACUUUGUUCUUCUGGACAAUGUUUCUUUGGAGGAAUUCAUGGCUAACCUAAAGCUCAGGUUUGAGAAGGGUCGUAUCUACACAUACAUCGGCGAGGUGGUGGUGUCGGUUAACCCUUACCGUGCCAUGAACAUCUACGGUCGAGACACCAUCGAGCAGUACAAGGGCCGGGAGCUGUACGAGCGACCGCCACAUCUCUUCGCCAUUGCAGACGCAGCCUACAAAGCCAUGAAGAGGAGGAACAAGGACACCUGUAUUGUCAUCUCAGGGGAGAGUGGCGCUGGGAAGACUGAAGCCAGCAAAUAUAUAAUGCAAUACAUUGCUGCUAUCACAAACCCCGGGCAAAGAGCGGAGGUGGAAAGGGUGAAAAACAUGCUGCUGAAAUCCAACUGUGUACUAGAGGCCUUCGGCAACGCCAAGACCAACCGCAACGACAACUCCAGCCGCUUCGGCAAGUACAUGGACAUCAACUUCGACUUCAAGGGAGAUCCCAUCGGGGGCCACAUCAACAACUACCUGCUGGAGAAGUCCAGAGUCAUCUUCCAGCAGGAGGGGGAGAGAAGCUUCCACUCUUUCUACCAGAUGGUUAAAGGAGGUCCUGAGUCUCUCUUGCGGUCCCUCCACGUCUCGAAGGACCCCACAGCCUUCAACUACAUCAAAGUGGGAGGCCACAUCAAGUCGUCCAUCGACGAUGGUGGCGAUUUCAAAGCAGUGGCAGACGCCAUGAAGGUGAUCGGCUUCACAGCAGAUGAGCUCCAGACGGUUUACAAGGUCCUGGCCACUAUCCUGCACCUGGGCAACCUGACGUUUGGUGUGGAUGGUGACACAACACUGAUUGAGAACUCCAAGGUGGUGGCGGUGAUCGGGGACCUGCUGGCCACUAAGGAGGAGAAUGUUGAGAAGGCCCUGCUCUACCGCACUGUGGCCACCGGCCGUGACGUCAUUGACAAGCAGCACACAGCCCAGGAGGCCAGCUAUGGCCGGGACGCCUUGGCUAAGGCUAUGUACGAAAGAAUGUUCUGUUGGAUCGUGGGAAGGAUCAAUGAUGUCAUCGAAGUAAAAAACUAUGAUGCCAAAGUCCACGGGAAGAACACGGUCAUCGGCGUGCUGGACAUCUACGGCUUUGAGAUCUUUCAGAACAACAGCUUUGAACAGUUCUGUAUUAACUACUGUAAUGAGAAGCUGCAGCAGCUCUUCAUUCAGCUGGUGCUGAGGCAGGAACAGGAAGAGUACCAGCGCGAGGGAAUCCCCUGGAAACAUAUUGACUUCUUCAACAACCAGAUCAUUGUGGACCUGGUGGAGCUGCAACACAAGGGCAUCUUCUCUGUGCUGGACGAGGCCUGUAUGAACGUGGGCAAAGUCACCGACAAGGUCUUCUUACAGGGACUCAACAGCAAGCUGGCCAAUCACGCCCACUACACCAGCCGCAAGCUCUCCCCGACAGACAAGAGUUUGGAGUUUGACAGAGAUUUCCGUGUCCGGCACUAUGCAGGGAAUGUGGUGUACUCGGUGGUUGGCUUCAUCGACAAGAACAAGGACACUCUCUUCCAGGACUUCAAAAGGCUACUGUACAACAGCUCCAACCCAGUGCUGAAAGUGAUGUGGCCGGAGGGCAAGCUGAAGAUCACUGAGGUCACCAAACGACCCCUAACGGCCGCUACCAUCUUUAAGAACUCCAUGAUCGCAUUGGUGGAGAACCUGGCUUGCAAGGAGCCGUACUACGUGCGCUGCAUCAAGCCCAACGACGUCAAGUCGCCCCUGCUGUUCGAGCACGAGCGUUGUCGCCACCAGGUCGAGUACCUAGGCCUACUGGAGAACGUCCGUGUGCGCCGCGCCGGAUUCGCCAACCGCCAGGAGUACCCCCGCUUCCUCCAGAGGUACAAGAUGAUCUCGGAGUUCACGUGGCCCAAUCACGACCUCCCAUCGGAAAAAGAGGCGGUAAAGAAGCUGUUGCAGGGCUGCGGCUUCGAGCAGGACGUGGCGUACGGCAAGACGAAGGUGUUCAUCCGCACGCCACGCACCCUCUUCUGCCUGGAGGAGCAGAGGACCGAAAUGGUUGGGAGGAUCGUUCUCUUCCUUCAGAAGGUAUGGCGCGGUACCAUAGCCAGGAUGCGUUACCGGCGCAUGCGUGCCGCCGCCAUCAUUCUACGGGCCUACCGGUGCUUCAAAGUCAAGUCUUACAUCAAAGACGUCAACCGCAAAUUCAAAAACGUGCGCUCCAUGAAGGACCACGGCAAGCACGUCAAGUGGCCCACGCCGCCCAAAGUCUUGAGGAGGUUUGAAGAGGCGCUGCGGAGCUUCUACAACAGGUGGUGGGCGUGGAUGCUGAUCAAAGACAUGACUCCAGAGGAGAAGCUGCGGAUCAGAGCCAAGGGGGCCACCCUGGAGGCCCUCAAGGACCAGAGACCCGACCUGGGGCUGCAGAGGACCUGGGAGGGCAACUACCUGAAACGAGACAGUCCUGACACAGCGUCCUCCUUCACCUUGGUGUCCAGUGAGCUGCAGCGUAAGGACAAGUUCAUGAGAGUUCUCUUCUCCUGCAACGUGCGCAAGAUCAACCGUUUCCACAAGGCAGAGGACCGAGCCGUCCUCAUCACAGACCGCCACCUGUACAAGAUGGACCCCCUGAAGCAGUACAAACCCAUGAAGAGCAUCCCCCUCUACAACGUGACUGGGAUCAGUGUGUCCCCUGGUAAGGAUCAAUUGGUGGUGUUUCACACUAAGGACAGCCGGGACCUGGUGGUUUGUCUAAAGGGCAUGAUGCCUGCCGGGGACAGCCGCAUUGGAGAGCUGGUGGGCACCCUGCUCAGCCACUUCAAAAGUGAGAAGCGGAAGCUGCAAGUGAAUAUCGCCAGUCCCAUCCAGUGCAGUAUGAACGGCAGGAAGUGCACCAUCAUUGUGGAGCCCAAAAUCAACCAAUCACAGCCAGACUUCACUAAGAGCCGCUCCGGUUACAUUCUGGCAGUUCCUGGAAACUAAAAGGGCCCCUCGGGGGCCACUCGGUCUGUGACGAUGACAAGUGUCAAAUGAAGACUACAGGAACCAUAUAUAUGUUAGGUAUAGAGCUGAUUUGUGAACUAGAUAGUUUGGAAAUGAUGCAUGGGACGAUUUGAGCUCUCAGAAUGACAGACAUGCCAAAUGUGUACCUUUUUUGAAUGGGUAUUUAUUUUACGCAACAACAAAAAAUUUCAAUAGGACAUGUAAGAUGUUUAACACGUGCAAAAAAAACAACAUUUCUUUGACAGACUCUCACACAUGCACAACAAUAAUUCAUCAAAGAGUAGAUUUUUUUUCCCACCUCACUUUUCAAUAUCAAGUUCAUAUGUUUAGUUGGGGCAUUAUUCGUUUUAUAUUACGCUAGCUUUGGUUUAUUUGGAUUAGAAUCAGAUUUCGUUAUUUAUUUUGAUCUAAAGUGGAGAUUUGAUGGAACGUUUUUUUUAACACCACCCUUUUGUUUUGGACUAGAGACUCACAGACAGUCCUACAUGUACACAUUGGAAACAAGAACGGGAGAGAAUGUUGUCCCGUGUAUUUCAGGGACAGAACCCGUGUCAGAGGCACAGAUGAGAAGUGUUUAGCCGGUUAGUCACAGGGUGUGGAGUGGGAUGUGUUGAGCAUAUCUUGAACCCGAACGUCACGACGUGCUCUGAGGGGAGCAUUGAAAUCUCAAUUUAAAACCUGUUAUCUGUUCUCUCUGUGUACAGUAUGUACAUUAAUAGUACUCUACAUGCUUAUAGUAUUACGCAAAAUGUCUAUUCCAAUUGGAACUUGCCCCCGCCAGAUUGUGUACAUUUCAUGACAAUAGUUCUAGAUAAUGAUUUAUUGAUGCAUCGUAAAUUACUUAAUCCAUUAUGUCAACAUUUCAGCACGUCUAUGCUAUAUGACCACAGCCAGAUGCUGUACGUUUUCCAUAGACGACACAGCCAGAUGCUGUACGUUUUCCAUAGACGACACAGCCAGAUGCUGUACGUUUUCCAUAGACGACACAGCCAGAUGCUGUACGUUUUCCAUAGACGACACAGCCAGAUGCUGUACGUUUUCCAUAGACGACACAGCCAGAUGCUGUACGUUUUCCAUAGACGAGAGAAAGUAUGUCGACACUGUACCCUCGCUGUACCCUCGCUGUACCCUCGCAAUGCCCAGUGGGUAUUGACUUAGACUGAGGUGGCAGUGGAGGGAUAUUAUGAACACCGCCAUUUCCCAAGAUCCUUGGCCUACUUCCAGUAGUUCUAGUUUCAGUGUCAAAGCACUGCUGCAGAUAUCGCUCUGUCACUUGGCAUUCUUUUCAGAGUGAAAAAAGUUUUCUCCAAUCACUUUCAGAAUUGCUGCCGAGCGCUAAUUGCUUUGAAUAUCGUCCGUAAAAAUCGGUAUUGUAAUUAGUUAGUUAGCGUCCCUCUCAACUGAUCAAAUAUUCCUUUACCUUGCAGCUAUGAUGACCUUGUUCUGUUGGUUAAUAAGCCACUUCAGACCAGAAAAUGUCCCUGUAUUGGGGGGAAAGUUGUAGGCUAUGUAUUGUGUUGUGGCUAUUAUCAGGGACGUCACAGUAGUAUCUCUAACUGCAGGUUUUUAAUAUGUGGCUAGUCCUCAGGGCUGCCUGUAAGACUUGGUUAUUAUGAGAAGGCCAACUAUAGCUAUCCCCCCAAAUCCUCCAGUUAUACAAUAUGUUUUUCGACAGGGCUUCUCUAUUCCACUACUCAUUACAAUGCUCUGUCUGUGACUGUGCGUCACAUCCCACCGAAAUAGGUUUCUCUAUCUCCUGUCUGCCGACAUGCCUGUCUUGUAGGGAAGGAUACUUUUGUCUGAGAACAAAAGCCCAGCCUGGCUGCCUCCUCUCCUCCCCUCUUAUUCUCUAUCGCUCUCUCUCUUUCCCCUCACUCCAUCACGUCUUGGCACUAUGCCCGGGUGGGUAGACUGUGCCACUGCAGAGCCGAGGAGGAGUUUACUCUGACCCCCCCAUGCCCUGAGGAGAGAGGGAAAGGAAGGAGGAGACGAAAGAGAAAGAGAGAGGGAAAGUGCAUCAAUGAAGACACUGAGCUAGAUGAGAUGCCCAAUUUCCCCACUACUACAUAAAUAAGACGGAAACAACACGUGGUUCUUCAGUUGAGUAAAGGAUUCUAAUGGUUCACUGACACUCUUUGGGGUGCAGCAAUAGGGGACUAUUCACAUCCUGAGUCCUCUACCGUACAACCAGUGCAAAUGGGAAAAGGUCAUCAAAGUGAAAAUAGAUGACUUUUUCCAUCACGUUUUCCAGGUUUUUUGGGUUGAGUCUCUUACACUCAAAUGUUCUAUCAGCUGUACCUUACAGUUUGUGAUCUGUGACUCUAGAAGGUGUUGUGUCUGCUGCAUCCUUGUCCCUCAUUGGUUUGUGUUGGGUUUGACUUGUCUGAUCCAAAGCUUUACCUACAAUCCCUUCAAUUUUUUUUUUUUUUUCCUAGCCGGAUAUCACUAACGUUCCUUCAGAAAGGGAUCCCAGUCUAUGCUAUUUCAUUGGGUUUGUUCUGUUGGUAACCCUUUUGAUUACAAUGUGUCCCGUAUUCCCAACUUUUCAUGGUUAAAAUGGUUUAAAUUGUACUGCAAAAACAGAUAUCCAAAAAUGUUAAACUGGGGAAUAUUGGUAACAUUGUUGUGUCUUCUCAUUUCCUUCAAUGUAUUCAAUACACCAAAUAUCUAGAUGAAUAUAUAGAUAGUUUGAUCAGAAAAUGUACGUGCCUAAUUUUAUAUUUUGCAUAUUUAUGUAAUAUAUCAAUAUUGAUGAUGAAAGAAAUAGUGUUUGGACCAAAUCUGAAGGGAACGUCACUGUUUUAUGUUAUAUGCAAGAGCCACAAUGAUAGUUAUUUGAUCAAUCAUUUGAUUAAUAAAUGUAUUUGCUCAAGUUUG
Molecule: messenger RNA, 6378 nt
Organism: Oncorhynchus gorbuscha (pink salmon)
Lineage: Eukaryota; Metazoa; Chordata; Actinopteri; Salmoniformes; Salmonidae
Product: unconventional myosin-Id-like
Exons: 23
Coding region: 466-3480 (1004 amino acids)
Biological process (GO): vesicle transport along actin filament; actin filament organization
Cellular component (GO): actin cytoskeleton; vesicle; myosin complex
Molecular function (GO): ATP binding; microfilament motor activity; actin filament binding
Source: RefSeq, a predicted model, not a curated record